Molecule: messenger RNA, 7828 nt
Organism: Ostrea edulis (European flat oyster)
Lineage: Eukaryota; Metazoa; Mollusca; Bivalvia; Ostreida; Ostreidae
Product: ficolin-1-like
Exons: 5
Coding region: 229-1011 (260 amino acids)
Source: RefSeq, a predicted model, not a curated record
UGGAAAGGGGAGGGAAAAUAAAAUGAUUCUAAAAUACAAUUUAUUAGUGAAAAGUGACUCAAAAAAUAUUCCUUUUACAUCUACUUUCAAACCCAAAGUUUAUGGUAUGAAGUCCCCCACUGAAAUACAAAGUUACUCCAGCUACUUAACGAAUUCCAGAAGAAUAAGGGAUUCAUUGUUUGUUUUUUUAUACUUACUUUGCAUAUUGAAGUCAACCAUUAUGAUUAUAUGUGGUUUUUCUUCAAAAUUGAUUUUCAGUUGGCUGGUAACCAAACAGAAUGCCAAUCGUGUUUAUCUGGAGAGAAAUGUGUCAGAUUAUCAAACAAUGAAACGUGCUGUGUCCAAGACGGAUAUAAUCCUAUUGAUUGUACCGCAAUCCAUGGGCUGUCAGCAUUUCUACCUAGUGGCGUGUACAAAAUAAAAAUUCCGAUCCUGGGUCACGUAACUGUUGCAUGCGAGAUGGAGAUCGAUGGAGGAGGCUGGACGAUUUUUCAACGUCGCAUGGAUGGAUCUGAAGAUUUUUACCGGACAUGGGCGGAGUACAAGGAAGGAUUUGGAAAUCUGACGUCAGAGUUUUGGCUAGGUAAUGACAAACUACACUAUCUACUUGGCCAAGGAUCCUAUGAAUUAAGGAUGGAUAUGGUUGAUUUCAACAAUCAGACACGAUAUGUCAAAUAUAGCAGCAUUUCUGUUGGAAACGAGUCCUCAAAAUACGUCAUAUCUAUAUCUGGUUACUCCGGAAAUGUUGGUGAUUGUUUCACAUCAAUACAUCCAAUAAACAACAUGAAGUUCACGACAAAAGAUCAAGACAACGAUGUCAAAUCCGGAAACAACUGUGCAGCUCAGAAUCAAUCUGGAUGGUGGCAUAGAAUGUGUCAUUGUGCUAAUCCGAAUGGUCUCUACUUGGCGGGAAAAACGCCCGUAUAUGCUAGAGGCAUCACAUACAGUCCUUGGCGAACACAGUAUUACUCGCUGAAAACUACCCAAAUAAUGGUUAGAAGGGUGGUGUAAGAGGAAUCUGUGAAGAUGAGGAAAUCCAGCGUUCGAUGGAUAUCCCAAAACAUUGAGUUGAUCUUAUUUUCAUUUCUCUGGGAUGAUCAAUGUUUGAACACUGUGAAUUUGUCACUGAGUGACUGACUACGUCAUUUAUUGAUUUCGCAGUUGUCAUUUCAUGUCUGAAAUGAUUGAUAUUGCUUCUGUACUUGCGAUCAAAAUAUAUGAGUUCCCUUAAAGACCAAUAAUAAACCGGCGCACCUGAUUUAAAAACGUCUGCAUCCCACCGCAGUUCAGUAGGAAUACUGAAUAGCCACUUUGAUUUAUUGUUUAUAUUUUAUCAUCUUUAAUCAUUACACGACAAGGUACAACCAUUUCUGGGACCAUUCUACUUAGUAUCAUUGUCGCAGUGGCUCAGUGGUUCACUUCGUGACUGGGAAGCCAUGGUUUUAAAUCUCAUUCUUUGGAUUUACAUCCAACAAAGUAAAUAAAUACAGGGCUUGUUUAAAUUAUAUUUACAUGUAAGGAAAUGAGUAUCUUUCGUUGCUGUAUCUUCGAUGUUACUUAUAAUUGAUUAAAUGUAUGUUACGUUUUUAGAUCGAGGAAGGUUACUGACAAAUUUUGAUGUUUCAGGGGUAUGAACACUCUCCUCUAAAGUCAGCAUUUCCCAUCUAAUGUCAUUAUAAGGAUCUAAAUUAUCAAUACAACUUGUCAUUAAGUCAAAUGCUGUCUUACGUAUUUCAUACCGGUUGUUAUGCCGCUCUUUACACAUUGAUUUUAACUAUGGAUUACGUUGUUCACCUAAUCACAUUAUAUGACACACAGCGGUUGCCGUCAAUAGGGAAUAUUUACCCCUCCUAGGUACCUGAUCCAACAUCUGAUAUGUCUAGGGGUCCGUGUUUGUUUGCCCUACUCUUAAUUUUGUAUUCAAUAUCUGACCCUCAAUAUGGAGUUAUGAUUAUUGCCUAAUAUGUACUGAUGUAAAUUGAAGAAUGGGAAGUAAUUUGCCCUUUUGUGAUUGUUAUUUUCAUCGUCUUCUAAGUCGUUUUGGAUUUUCAUUUACUGUGGUUAGACUAGGAUAUAGUGAUUAGUAGGGGUUGUUUUGUUUACUUGUACGGACCCAAACUAUGAAUUUCGGCAAAUUCAUCGGCCCAAAUAGUCAAAUCCAGCCACAACGGGGUACAUGAGUGUUCCUACUUCCGGUGACUAGUACCAAGUAAAUCUUUCUUGACACAAAUUUGAGAAUGUUUGUCACAUCAGAAGCUGUUGCAGUUUAUCCCUAGCACGUGAUAUGCUUAAACCAAACGAAAUAAGGGUCGUGUUCUGAAAGAUAAUGAACAAUGACAUAAACCAUCGAAACAAAUCUAAUAAAUGUCUUAUUAUACAUGAUACUUUUUUUCAAAUGGCUGGAAAUAUUUUAAAUGAAUUUAUAAUACGAGUGUAUACUAAUUUUUUAUCUAUCAACAUUCAUUCAAACCACCAACCAAACCACCUUUUAUUGAUUCUAUUUUUAAAAAUACUAAUUCCUUACAAUUUUUAAUUUUGCGAAAAAUGAAUCAUUAAUUAAGUAAAUUCAACACCUGGUCCACGGCAUCUUUUCUUGCAAAACGCAAACCCGACAAAUCUUAAUAAUUCAUGCACUUGAUGUUAAGUAUCAAUUUACAUCACGUAGUUCAUAACCAAUUCAAUACUGGCAAUUCAUAAUUGAUUAGAACACUAUCAAUAAAUUUUAGUUAAUGCUGAAAUCUUUUUUUAAUAUAAAUAUAUAUUGAUUGCUUACUUCGAUAUCCUGUACAAAUCCUGUAGCAGACCGAUAACAUACAAAGUGUGCAUUAAUGCUGGUGAAUACAUUACAUGAUGGAUAUUUAGUAGUGUUCAGAAACAUUAAGGCUUUAAUGUUCUAGGAUGCCAGACUGUACUUGUCAUGAACUAUUACACAUUUAAGAGGCAGGACAAUAGUUAAGGUUUUUAUUCCCUCUAUGGUAGCUUUCAGUAUAUUUUUUUUCUUCUGAAAAUGGACUCAUUACAUAUGGGUAAAACAUUUGAGUUCCUUAAGGUAACACGACCUGGUUUUUCAUAUAGGUAUGAUAUCUGUUACACAUAUAUAGAUUCAUGUUUGGAUUCCCUCUUCCUGGUAACUGACAUGAGGAGCAUCAAGUGUUAGUACGUUUGCACGAUGUUAUUGUGUUUCCUAUUUUACAAAUAACAGCAUAACCUGUGAAUUUAAGAUAUGCUAAAGGAAAUUUAAUUCAUUGUUCUAUUGUCCAGUAACAUAUUUUUCAUCACCAGAAUUCAUGCUCUGUGUGCAUUUGUGAGGUUACAUGUAUAUAGCUAAGAAGCGGUGUAUUCAGCUUAUUCUUAACGAACUAACCACUUGUCCCCAUUGUGUGCAUUGUGCAGCAACACACGGAGGUAUCUGUAAUGCAACAUUUAGAAUGAUGUUGCUGUUGACUUAAAUCCCUUCACAUAUCUAUCUUGGUUGCAAGUCUCAGUGUUCAUUGCUGAUAAGGCUAGUGUGUAUGUCUAAAAGGUGUACAUAUAGUCGAAAUAAUUCAGUUUCAAUGUAAUGUUCGUGUUCAAUAUCGCACACUCGAACUGUUUUCACUCACACCUGUACCAUUGCCGGUGAGAAAGGAAGAUAUUCAGUUCAAUCCUGAUGAGUGUUGAUAACUAAAUGUAUGAUUAAACAUAGUGUAUACUAAAUCAAUAUGUCACUAUUUAUAGUAAUACAUUGAAAAUAUUACAUACUCAUAUAUAUAAUAUAAAAUAUGUAUGUUCGGACAGCUAGACCGAGGACCUCCGUCCGCAUAAUGAUGUUGCUUGUUGGGUGUUAUAUGCAUGAUAAACCCACUUUCUGGUUCCAUGCGACUUUUUACACGGCGUACUGAUACGUUUCAUUGAGAAGUUAUAGUUUUCUAAAUAUCUGAUUAAUCAAAUAACCAAUCUAAGAAUCACAUACUAUUUUACACAAAGAAUCAAUUGCAAUAGCAUAAAUGUUACUCCAGGUAGCAUUCACUAAUGAGAACCAGUUUCAAACUACAGAAAUAUAAUAUUGAUACAAGAAAAGAAUUUAGGGUAUUUUCAAUUUUUGCAAUUUUAGCACUUGACGCAUCCUUACGGAUUGAUAGGUCGUUCUCUCUACCAACACUUUCUAAAGAAAGUAUAUUGUUGUUACCCCCUUUCGUCCGUCCAUUCUUACCGAGUGUUGUUACUGAAACAAGGUCAACAUUUAUAGCGCUAUCCAAAUGAUAUUCUAGGACCUGAAACGUAAUAUCCUGUAGAUGCACAAUACGGAUUCAGAAUUUUCAUAUUGGCUUCAAUGUCACAUAGAGGCCGCAAAGUUACGCUUUUUAUCAGUAUGGUCAUUUGAACUUCAUCUCCUUUUUCCCGAGUAAUCAUAUAGUGUUGUAUGGACUGAAAAUGAAAAUCCUGUACAUGCGCAAUAAGGUUUCGUAAUUUUCAUAUUGACCUAAUGGGAUAGAUAAAGGCCCAAAUUAUCGUUUGCAUCAUAAAGCUUGCCAAUUGAUGUCCAUCUACAUUUUUAGGAAUAGUCACAUAGUAUUCUACACUGUAGAAACUGAGACCAGUGUGAUCUAGAUGCGCAAUAAGUUUUCGGAAUUUUCGUAUUGGCCACAUGGAUCAGGGUGGAAGAAUUAUGUUUUUAUCAUAAGGUUUGUCGCUUGAACUCACUCUACAUUUUCAGGAUUAGUCACAUAUUAUUCUAGGAGUUGAAAAAGAAUGUCAUCUAGAUGCGCAAUAAGGUUUCGGAAUUUUCGUACUGGCUACAGGGGGUCAAAUAGGGGUCGAAGAACGACGUUUUCUAUCAUAAAGUUUGUCACUUGAACUCCCUCUACAUUUUCAGGAGUAAUCAGAGCGCAACAUCUUGAAUAUGGAUUUCACGAAUUGUUACAUUUGGUAAUUAAUUAAUUGUUUUUCUCCAUACUUUGUAUAGCCUUAGAAGCUAAUGAAUCGGUUCCAGUUGAAAUAUCUUUUAUGUAUAUAUGAUCUAUUAAAUGUUUCCUUCACUGUUAUGAGUGUUCUUGUUAAUAUAGUUAAUAAUUCAAAUGUCCCUUUCAAUGUAUUGAAUUGGAAUAUAAAUGCUAAAGUUGCACUACACAAACAGUAAGAGUUAAAAAGAGCAACAGAGCACAAUUUCAUUACAUUUGAUCACUCUUGCAUCACGUAUUAGAAGUGUACCUCUCGUGAUCUUGAGAUCUUAUCAUUUUUUUGUUCAAUUAAAAUUAUAGUUCCUAACCUUUGGGCCUAUACUUAGAUGAAAGUUUUGCUCCUUUCUUAACUGACCUGCUUUUAUAUUCUUAUGAAGCAUAACUCAUCUACAAACUUCUACGUUAGAAAAUAUACUCUUGCUAUGGCAUUAAAUGCAACAUGUAGAUAUAUCGACGAUGUUUUGUCUAUUAAUAAUGAUAACUUUAAUUGAUUGAAAGUAGAUAUUAACGGCAAACUAAAAACUCUACUUUAUGAUAAAAGAGAUGAUUUCAGGUUCUCCACCGUCAACUUCUUAUGUUUAUGUAGCAACAUUCUAUUAUCAUCUGUAUCUGGUGUGUACAUCGCUCAACUGAUUCGAUACGCAAAAGCUUAUUCUGCGUCUGAUCAGUUUUUGAAUCAAGGCAAGUUACAGACAAACAAGUUGAUGGUGCAGGGGUUUCAACAGUAUCGUUUAAAGUCAACAUUCCGCAAAUUGUAUGGUCGUUAUGGCAAUAUAGCUUGCUAAGACUUCUUUCAUACUGACCGUUAGACAGUUCUUUAAACACUGAUUUUCACUACGGAUAACUCCAUUUGCCUGAUCAAGAUAUAAGGCUCACAGCGAGGAUGAUCGGUCAACAGGGAAUACGUAUUCCUACUGGGCACCUGAUACCCCUCUUGUAUAUCGAGUGGUCCUUGUUUGCCCAACUCUCUUUUUUUUUUUUGGUAUUGUUUAUAGGAGUUAUGAGAUUGAUCACUGUUCGAUAUCUUCACCUUCCAUUCAAAGUCCACCACAAUGGAUCCAAAUUGUAUGGUCGUUAUAAUGAUCUACUUUGCCAGUACAAACUACAUUUGGGUAAAAUGAUGUCUGACGUGUUUCAAAUCGAAUGUUAGACCGUUCUUGGUAGGUUGAUUUUGACUAAGGAUUACUCCGUUUCCCUGAUCAACAUAUAAGGCUCUCUGCAAUUUUGACCGGGCAUGGUUACUCCUCCUAGUCACCUGCUCCCACAUCUGGUAUACUCAGGGUGUUCGGUUUGCCCAACUCUCUAUCUUGUAUUUCAUAUAGUAGUUAUGAUAUUGAUCACUGUUUGUAUACCAGGAACAUAUCUGAAUUUUUAUGAUUGGAAGACAUGUCUGAUACCUGAUACUUUGUCUUCCUCGAUGAAUCUCCUCGAUGUUAUGUUUUAGUAACACUGAAACUUUGGUGUAUGACAGAGCAGCAGGAACUCAGGAUAGGAACCACCUGCUUCACAAUCGCUGCAGUAUGCUAUCAACUAGUACAUUCGUAUAGAUGUUGAUAGUGUACCAUAACGCCAUAAUGGUGACACGGGAAUGCGAUGAUGCGACGAUAGAGAAGUGUGGCGCAACCAAUCGAUGGUGAUGUUGCAAUAUGGCAAUGGCAUGAUGACGAUUGUGUCAUGACAUGAUUGAGCAAUAUUAUGAUAUGAUGACGCACCAACUGUAAUAGAGUCAUUAUUUCAGAGUAUUAUAUUGUCAUUGUACGAUUAUGCUUUUAUAUCAUCGUGUCAUCCAGUCAUCGUAGCAUUACAUGUUGCCUACAAGUGACCCUCAAGUGAAUAAAGCGAUUUCGGAAUACUGAAUAAUGAAGCCAUAACCAGACUUUAUUAGAAGGUGAAUCUUUCCACCAAACAGAACUUCUCCGUAAUCAUAUAGGUGAUUAUUUACCCUUUCAAUGUUUUUGACUUCCAUAUCUUUUCAUUGAUUAAAUGUGUGUAUGAAUCUUGAUGAAUAUAGGAUGACUAUUUUAAAGACUGGGAAUCCUUCGACAGAAAUAAAAAUGAAAUGUAGAUAUAAGAAAUAAAUUUCAUUUUUGAAAAUACGAGAGGAUAUUAUAUGAAUAUUGCAUAUCUACGUAUGGCAAUGAAGUAUUGCACAAAUAUGCAAGUCUAUUGGAUAAGCCAUAUAGAAGUGUUCAUAAAUAUUACAUAUCCAACCCCUUGUAGAUCCACCUUUUAUGAAAAUGAUUAGAUCAUCACGUUCCAACAAUAUGCACAUCUACAAAUGGCAAUGGAGCAUUGUACAAAGUUUCAGGUCUAUCCGAUAAGCCAUUGUUCACAAAAUUUUGUAACAUACAGUCAGACAGAGAGUACAAAAACAAUGUCUCCACCUGCUAGAGUAGAGACAUAUGCAUAGACCAGCAAAUGAAUCAGCUGUUCUUUGAAUUAGUUUCAAAGCAUUGUAAUCAUUUUAAUAUGACCUUAGCAAGCAAAUUACAUUGUAAUUAAAUUAUUUUAAACACCAAUAUCUUUUUCAUUUAUUUGCAUCCAUAUAAUAUAUGCAUGAACAUGCAUAAAUAAUACAACCAUUCUUAAAUUCGCACAAAAGCCAUGUCAGUAUAGUUUUGUGAAAGUAUAAAGCACAAAGUAAUGAGAUAGACAUUAUAUUAUUAAUAUUGACUGGGAUUUAGAAACCUUGGAUUUAUAACAAAAUUGUAUGACAAUAGUAUAAAGUGGAAAAAAAGACAUUUAGUAUAAACAUGGCCAUGAUAUACAGCGAGUAAAUUGAAAGAACAAAAUGUGGUUAUCAUAAUAGCAGUUGUCUGUUUCUUGUUGAUUUAACAAAUAAAUAUCCUAAUCAUAUCACCUCCUCAUUGUGACUUCAUGCCGCAAUA